AUGGCUCUUAAUUUUCUUCUGCUGGUGGUUCCUGUGUUCUUGUUUGUGUUAUCAGCUUUUUUGGUUGUUCGUUCAUGGGGUUGGCCAAAGGCAAUGGAGGAGAUUCCUGGGAAUUUGGGUUGGCCUAUUGUUGGUGAAAGCUUUUCUUUUAUAUCAGAGUUUGGUAGCCCUGCUGGUAUUUGCAGUUUCAUGAUCAAGAGGCAGAAGAGGUUUGGAAAGGUUUUCAAGACCAGUGUGCUAGGGAGACUGAUGGUGUUCAUGACGGGAAGCGAUGCCGCCAAGAUUUUACUGACAGGGAAGGAUGGUAUGGUGAGCUUAAACCUGUUCUACACCGGCAAGCAAGUCCUAGGCCAAGGCAGCUUGCUUCAGACCAAUGGUGAAGCCCACAAGAGGCUGCGGCGGCUGAUUGGAGAACCGCUCUCAGUUGAUGGCUUAAGGAAAUACUUUCAGUUCAUAAACAAUUUGGCCAUUGAAACUCUAGAUGAAUGGUCUGGAAGAAAGAUUUUUGUUCUUGAUGAAGCUUCCACAUUCACUCUUAAAGUUAUUGGCAACAUGAUCAUGAGCUUGGAGCCUGAAGGAGAGGAGCAAGAGAAGUUUAGAGACAAUUUCAAGAUAAUCUCUUCUUGUUUUUCGUCUUUGCCUCUUAACAUCCCAGGAACUGCUUUCUAUCGUGGUAUGAAGGCACGGAAACGAAUGUUCGAGAUGUUAGAUUUGAUCAUUGCAAAGCGACGGAGCGGAGAAAUUUGCCGACAGGAUUUCUUGGAUUCACUGAUAAUCAAACACAACAAAGCAGGAGGAGACAGUGAUGAAGAGAAACUCACUGAUGCACAAUUGAAGGACAAUAUACUAACUCUGCUGAUUGCUGGCCAUGAUACAACAACUGCAGCUCUCACAUGGCUGAUCAAAUUUCUCGGAGAAAAUCCUAAUGUGUUGGAAAAACUGAGAAUUGAACACCAACAAAUUCAAGAAAAGAGAAAGGGAGAAAAUCUCACAUGGGCUGAUGUUAACAACUUGCCUUACACUGCCAAAGUACUCAGUGAAACUCUGAGGAUAGCAACAAUUCUACCAUGGUAUUCAAGAAAAGCUGCUUUGGACUUUGAAAUUGGUGGAUACAAGAUCAAGAAAGGGUGGUCAGUAAACUUGGAUGUUGUUUCAAUUCACCAUGAUGCUAGAGUUUUUCCUGAACCCCAAAAGUUUGAUCCAUCAAGAUUUGAGGCACCAUUGAAGCCUUUCAGCUUUCUUGGAUUUGGGAGUGGACCAAGAAUGUGUCCUGGAAUCAACUUGGCAAAGCUGGAAAUUUCAGUGUUCAUCCAUCACCUUGUCUGCAAGUACAGAUGGAUAUCUUUGGAGGAGGGGAAUGAUUCAGUGCAGCCAACUCUAGUGAGGAUGCCUAAGAACAAGUAUCCAAUUAAAGUGGAACCACUGUGA
Benincasa hispida (wax gourd) is the source of this 1428-nucleotide messenger RNA. Its product is annotated as abscisic acid 8'-hydroxylase 3-like. Gene Ontology annotation, biological process: multicellular organism development; brassinosteroid homeostasis; brassinosteroid biosynthetic process. Gene Ontology annotation, molecular function: oxidoreductase activity, acting on paired donors, with incorporation or reduction of molecular oxygen; monooxygenase activity; iron ion binding. Lineage: Eukaryota; Viridiplantae; Streptophyta; Magnoliopsida; Cucurbitales; Cucurbitaceae. The record is from RefSeq and is a predicted model, not a curated record.